This is a messenger RNA of Elaeis guineensis (African oil palm), 1522 nucleotides long. RefSeq names its product NAC domain-containing protein 43. Gene Ontology annotation, molecular function: DNA binding. NCBI's taxonomy places the organism in Eukaryota, Viridiplantae, Streptophyta, Magnoliopsida, Arecales, Arecaceae. Gene Ontology annotation, biological process: regulation of DNA-templated transcription. The record is from RefSeq and is a predicted model, not a curated record.
UUCUCAAAUUUUUUCUACAUGUCAUCUAACAACAAUAUAAAUAUAGCUACCUGGCCUGCACCUUUCUUCCCAUCUAGAUGCUCUUCUUCCUCCUCAAAUUCAGGUUACUCAUGCCUUUCCACUUGUAACCAUAUGAGAUCAACAGAUAUGGGCAUCUCAGUGAACGGCCAGUCCUGCGUGCCGCCAGGCUUUCGCUUCCAUCCGACCGAGGAGGAGCUCUUGAACUAUUAUUUGAAGAAGAAGGUGGCUUGCCAGAAGAUCGACUUGGAUGUCAUACGUGACAUAGAUCUCAAUAAGCUAGAACCAUGGGACAUACAAGACAAGUGCAGAAUAGGAUCAACCCCACAAAAUGAGUGGUAUUUCUUCAGCCACAAAGACAAGAAGUAUCCGACCGGCACCCGGACUAACCGAGCGACGGCAGCUGGGUUCUGGAAAGCCACCGGUCGUGAUAAGGUCAUCUACACCCGCUUUAAACGGAUCGGCAUGAGGAAGACACUGGUCUUUUACAGUGGCAGAGCACCCCAUGGCUUAAAAUCCGAUUGGAUCAUGCAUGAAUAUAGACUUGAUGACCACCUUGACACCAAUACUUCUUCUUCCAACGCCUCUAGCCUUGCUGGUGAUGCAACGACGCAGGAGGAAGCAUGGGUUGUUUGCCGUGUAUUCAAGAAGAAAAGUUGUCAGACUGCGUUUGCUAAUCCUCACAGCAACUCAUCCAUCAUCAGCAACUCCAGGACCCAGCUGCUGCAUUCUUGCGAUGGUGAGCCUUUGGACCAAAUCCUCCAGUAUUUAGGAAGAUCUUGCAAGCAAGAAAGCGAUGCGAUCUUGAGCAUCGACAACAAUAUGAAAAACAAGGAUUAUGUUAGGCCAAUUGAAACUGCUUUAAGUAACAUGAAACUUCCCACUCUAGAAAGUCCAAGUCUUCAAUCACUCCCCAGUUUUGCACCUGAAGUUGAUCCUGAUGAAAAUAAAGAAGCGAUCAUGGACAUGGAAGUAGUGUGCAAUUCCAUGAUGGCCUUCAGUGACUGGCCAUCGAUGAAUGAGGAGAUCAGUGGAUCCCAGAUUGGAUCAGGUUCCUCUGAGGCACCCAAGCAGACACCCUACAUCAAUGAACCCAGCUUUGGGUCUCCUCCUUCCAAUGGACUCUUCAGCAACUCGCAUGACUGUCGCUAUGGAGAUGGUGAUCCGUGGUCCUUCAUGCAAUCGGUGUCAUCCGGUUCGGACUACAUGUAACAUAACGACCCAACAACUUGCCAGAAAUCUCUAGAAAGUGGAUGGAAUACAUCGUUCUUAUCAGUAAAUUAAGCCACCACUGUAAGAUAGUCACCCAAUAUUUAAGUGUAUAGACUGUAACUAAGAGAGGAGGGUGUGGGAAUGAUAUGGCAUUAUGGAAACCAUUAUCUCUUGAUCCAGUGUUGCCAACCUUACUGAUGUUAUGGUGGCAAGAAAAAAUGAAAAAUUUUGUAGAAGCUGAGUUAUUGGUUGCUUUUUGAGAGAAUCAUAUCAUCCCAACUUUUCGGUUAAA